Messenger RNA from Triplophysa rosa, 1220 nucleotides. RefSeq names its product vacuolar protein sorting 25 homolog (gene vps25). Lineage: Eukaryota; Metazoa; Chordata; Actinopteri; Cypriniformes; Nemacheilidae. The record is from RefSeq and is a predicted model, not a curated record. The transcript is spliced from 6 exons. Bases 105 to 629 code for a protein of 174 amino acids. Gene Ontology annotation, cellular component: ESCRT II complex. Gene Ontology annotation, molecular function: structural molecule activity; protein homodimerization activity. Gene Ontology annotation, biological process: protein transport to vacuole involved in ubiquitin-dependent protein catabolic process via the multivesicular body sorting pathway.
GCUGCAAGAGGACUUUUAAUUUGGCGAGCGUUUCGCGUAAUUCCAGCAGAGCGGAAGCAGACUCACCCGGAGCCUCACAUCAACAGAACUAGUACACAUCUGCAAUGAGUUUUGAGUGGCCUUGGCAGUAUAACUUUCCUCCGUUUUUCACAUUACAGCCAAAUGUUGAUACGAGACAGAAGCAGUUGGCGGCAUGGUGCUCGCUUGUUCUGUCCUACUGUCGUCAUCGGAAGCACUACACACUGGAUGUGCUUGAGGCGCAGGAAAGCCCUUUGUUUAACAACAGGAAAAUUGAGAGAAAACAUUCAGUUGAAGCCAUACAAAUAGUUUUUGAGGAACUGAGAAAAAAAGGGAACCUGGAAUGGUUGGACAAGAAUAAAACACGAUGUCUUAUAAUGUGGAGGAGACCAGAAGAGUGGGGCAAACUCAUUUAUCAGUGGGUUUCUAAAAAUGGCAUGGUCAAUUCAGUGUUUACACUUUAUGAACUCUCCAAUGGGGAUGACACUGAAAAGGAAGAGUUUCAUGGAUUGGAGGAUUGGAUGUUGCUACGUUCGCUGCAGGCCCUACAGGCUGAAGGAAAGGCUGAAAUAAUCACUAUGGAUGAUGGAAAAGGAGUCAAGUUUUUUUGAAUCUGGCUCAAUUCAGACUUUGGGAUGAGGUGUUGGGGAUUCUAUCAGCUCAGCAUGAUGUUUUUCUUCAUGGUCCACUGGGAUGUUUUUUGGAAUUACAAACACUCCACUUAAAUCAAAUCAAAAUCAAAUCAAUGUUUAUGAUAAAUUGCUAUUUGGCAGAUGAGCCCAAACAAAGAUGUACGGAUCUUCCUUUUUGGAACAUGUUUAAAUUGGUGGUUUUACACAACAAAAAUGGAAAUGUAAUUUAACCAAAACUCUGGAAUAAUCUGUGUAUAAAACUUUUUUAUUUUCACUUUUAUUGCUGUUUAUCCCUAUGGAUUCUUCUACUUGAAAAAAUUUUCUGUGUAGAACAAAGCCAAAAGCAAGUCUUGUCAGACAUGGCUUUUGUGAGACCUAUGAUGCUUCCUUGAAAAGAAAAUGUCCUUGUUUCUCAUGGCAGUGUGAUUUAUGUCAAAGUUUUGCCAAGAUUUCUUUAGCAUUCCCUCAUUUCCCCUGGUUUUCACCUUAUCCUACAACACUGUAUCUUUUCUACCAUUGUAAUACCGUACAAAUAAAUGAGGGAGACAUUUUCAGUUCUCUCCUGCAAAC